AUGACAACUGUCGCUUUAAAGGACGUUUACCUGUCAGUCCCCGUACACGAAACAUCACAGAAGUUCCUAAUGUUUUCAUGGAAGGACGUUUGUUACGCCUUUCAGUCAGAGAGCCUUCCAUUUGGUCUAAAUACCGCUCCAAGGGUCUUUACAAAACUCUUAAAGCCAGUUGCGUCAUUCCUUCGGAAAAGAGGAAUUCGUAUGCUGCUUUACCUCAACGACUUUCUCCUCAUAGCCCCGAACAGAGAAGAAUCGAGCAACAAUUCUGCUAUGGCAGUCAUUCUCCUAGAACAAUUAGGCUUCACAGUAAACAGGGAAAAGUCAACCCUGCUACCCACUCAAUCAGUACUUUUUCUGGGCUUUAUAAUAAACACUCAAUCCCUCACUCUAAGUCUCCCAGAGGACAAACUCCAAGUGAUUGUAGAUCGUUGUCAAAAUAUUCUGAAACAGCCUUUGGUGACGGGUCAGGAAAUAGCCAGAAUCAUAGGCACUCUAGAAGCAGCACGUCCUGCGAUUCACCAAGCACCACUCCAUUUCAGACACCUACAAAUUCAAUUGAUAAACCAUCUGCAAGUGAACGAUCAYGACUACAGCGCAUUAAUGACUCUGAACCACAACUCUCGAAUGGACCUGAAAUGGUGGAUCUCAAACAUCAGAAACGUAAAUGGCAGUCCAAUCAACGCCCCUACACCAGACCUUACAAUAACAACCGACGCAUCUAUGAAAGGGUGGGGCGCGGUCUGCAAUGGUAUCACUACAAACGGACUCUGGUCUGCGCAAGAAAAACUCUUGCAMAUAAACUAUCUAGAGCUAAAAGGGGCUUUCCUCGCUCUAAAGACCUUCAUGAAAAACCAAACCGGAAAGGUGGUUUGCAUACGAAUGGACAAUUCAACUUCUGUUGCUCACAUCAACAACAAAGGGGGAACUCGCUCCCCAAAACUAAUCAGCCUGACACUGGAAAUCUGGCAAUGUUGCAUCAAACGAGACAUAUUGAUAACAGCUCAGCACCUCCCAGGAMAGUUAAACACAACAGCAGACAGGGAGUCGAGAGAGUUUUACGACACAAGCGAAUGGCAGUUAAACCCAUCUAUCAUUCAACCAAUGAUCAGAGACUGMGACACAGAUCUCUUCGCCUCCCGUCUAACACAUCAACUCCCUCGGUWCAUAAGUUGGCGUCCGGAUCCAGAGGCAAUAAUCACAGACGCCAUGAYCAUAGAUUGGGGUCCAAUACGGGGAUACGCUUUUCCCCCGUUUGCAAUGAUAGGAGCAGUACUUUACAAGACAAAGAUAAACAAAGCAGACCUCACUCUCGUAGCGCCCGUUUGGCAAGCACAGCCGUGGUGGCCAGUCCUCCUUCGCAUGCUUGUGAAGGAACCARUAUUACUUCCCAACUCGAAACAUCUUCUCAAGGACCCAUCGAAUCCGGACAGGAUUCAUCCAAUGUUUCCCAGACUACAUCUGGGCGUGUUUCACAUAUCAGGAAACUACAUGAAACAGAAGGCAUUCCGCCAAACGUUACCACGAUACUUUUGUCAGCCCUCGAUCCUCCACACAUAA
This is a messenger RNA of Exaiptasia diaphana, 1557 nucleotides long. RefSeq lists its product as uncharacterized. The record is from RefSeq and is a predicted model, not a curated record. Bases 1 to 1557 code for a protein of 518 amino acids. NCBI's taxonomy places the organism in Eukaryota, Metazoa, Cnidaria, Anthozoa, Actiniaria, Aiptasiidae. Gene Ontology annotation, molecular function: nucleic acid binding. The transcript has a single exon.